Messenger RNA from Drosophila kikkawai, 4061 nucleotides. It is a transcript of the gene Acsl, whose product is annotated as Acyl-CoA synthetase long-chain. Gene Ontology annotation, biological process: neuron differentiation; long-chain fatty-acyl-CoA metabolic process; long-chain fatty acid metabolic process. Lineage: Eukaryota; Metazoa; Arthropoda; Insecta; Diptera; Drosophilidae. The record is from RefSeq and is a predicted model, not a curated record. Gene Ontology annotation, cellular component: plasma membrane; lipid droplet; endoplasmic reticulum. Gene Ontology annotation, molecular function: palmitoyl-CoA ligase activity.
CAAACGUAACGGCGACAGUCCAAACCAAAAUCGGUCUUUCUCUAGAUACUUUUUGCGGUAGCGCGUGAAUCAGAACGUUGUGCACGCGUCAUUGUCGCAAUUUCCGUUAUUUUUGCAUUCGGGCGCAAACUAUACUAAAACAGAAGAAACAACAACCUAAAACGCAGUUUAAAAACACCUCCUUGAGCGUGUUGUGUGUGCGAGAGUGUGUUGUGUAACUGAGAAGCGAGCAGGCUCUUCUCCGGCAAAGGUAAAAACGUCGCACAGACCAACACAUGCGAGGACAUCACUUGACAUCAUCGCUUACUUGUUGCAUCCAUUGUCCUUGUUCGUCCUUGCCAUCAAUCAGAGCUAGGCUAAGCUUCUCAUUCAGCUCUUAAUAUCGGAGGAUUAUUCAUCUCCAGAGAUCUCAAACGGAAUCCAUAGCAAUCGGACAAAAAUAAAACCAGCCUCAAGAUGUUUAUCGAAGAUGAUGCGCAAAUGGACAGCUUUUGGGUGCAGAGCGCAAUUGGCGCGAUCAAGGCGAUCGCCUUCAUGUACGACAUCAUCACGCUGCCUGUCUAUUUGGUGUUCCAAAAGCCCUGGAAACGCCGGCAGGACUCGCGCCGGGUGAAGGCAAAGAUCAUAACGAACGAUGACAAUGAGCUGACCUACCGGACUACGGAUCCGCCGCGUGAUGUCCACGUGAAGAUGCUGCAGGAGAACAUCGAUACGCUGGAGAAGGUCUUCAACUAUGUGGCCAAGACGUACACGUCGAAGCGCUGUCUGGGCACCCGUCAGAUCCUGAGCGAGGAGGACGAGGUGCAGCCGAACGGGCGCGUCUUCAAGAAGUACAAUCUGGGCGACUACAAGUGGAAAACGUUCACCGAGGCGGAGCGCACGGCGGCCAACUUUGGACGAGGUCUUCGAGAACUGGGCCAGAAGCCGCGAGAGAACAUUGUUAUCUUUGCCGAGACGCGAGCCGAAUGGAUGAUCGCCGCCCAUGGUUGCUUCAAGCAGGCAAUGCCCAUUGUGACCGUCUACGCCACCCUAGGCGAUGAUGGCGUGGCCCACUGCAUCACCGAAACGGAGGUCACCACGGUUAUCACGUCGCACGAUCUGCUGCCCAAGUUCAAGACCCUUCUGGACAAGUGCCCGCUGGUGAAGAACAUUAUCUACAUCGAGGAUCAGCUGCACAAGACGGAGACCACUGGCUUCAAGGCGGGCGUCAAGAUCUUGCCCUUCAACCAGGUGAUCAAAAACGGCCAGGACAGUAAAUACGAGAACGUGCCACCUAAGGGCGAUGACAUUGCAAUUAUUAUGUACACCUCCGGCUCCACGGGCACACCGAAGGGUGUCCUGCUGUCGCACAAGAACUGCAUUGCCACGAUGAAGGGCUUCUGCGACAUGGUGCCCAUUUAUCCGGACGAUGUGCUCAUCGGAUUCCUGCCCCUGGCUCACGUUUUCGAACUGGUUGCGGAGAGUGUGUGCCUGAUGACCGGCGUCCCCAUUGGCUACUCGACCCCGUUGACCCUGAUCGAUACCAGCAGUAAGAUCAAGCGCGGCUGCAGCGGAGACGCCACCGUGCUGAAGCCCACCUGCAUGACCUCGGUGCCGCUGAUACUCGACCGCAUCUCCAAGGGCAUCAACGACAAGGUCAACUCUGGCUCAGCGUUCAGGAAGUCGCUCUUCAAAUUCCUCUACCAAUACAAAGUCAAGUGGGUGCAGCGUGGCUACAAGACGCCUUUGAUUGACAAAUUGGUUUUCAAGAAGGUGGCCAAACUGAUGGGCGGCAAGGUGCGCAUUAUUAUGUCCGGUGGAGCGCCGUUGUCCGCGGACACACAUGAGCAGAUCAAGACCUGCCUGUGUCUGGACCUUAUUCAGGGUUAUGGUCUUACGGAGACCACGUCGGGAGCCACCGUGAUGGACUAUCGCGAUAUGACCUAUGGACGCACUGGCGGACCCCUAACCGUCUGCGAUAUUCGCUUGGUCAACUGGGAGGAGGGCAACUAUCGUGUCACCAACAAGCCGUAUCCCCAGGGCGAGGUGCUUAUUGGUGGCGAGUGCGUCUCGCAGGGCUACUACAAGCUCCCCGGCAAGACCAACGAGGACUUCUUCGAGGAGGGCGGACGGCGGUGGUUCAAAACCGGUGAUAUUGGUGAAGUGCAAGCCGAUGGCGUACUUAAGAUUAUUGAUCGUAAGAAGGAUCUGGUUAAGCUGCAGGCGGGCGAAUACGUCUCUCUGGGCAAGGUUGAGUCGGAGCUGAAGACAUGCGGCAUUAUCGAGAACAUAUGCGUGUAUGGCGACCCCACCAAGCAGUACACUGUGGCGCUGGUGGUGCCCAACCAAAAGCAUCUCGAAGAGCUGGCCGAAAAACAUGGACUGGCGGAUAAGACAUACGAGGAGCUGUGCUCAUCGCCCGUAAUCGAGAAGGCCAUCCUCAAGGAGAUUGCCGAGCAUGCGAGGAAAUGCAAAUUGCAAAAGUACGAGGUGCCGGCCGCCAUUACACUGUGCAAAGAGGUCUGGUCGCCGGACAUGGGACUGGUAACGGCCGCCUUCAAGCUGAAGCGAAAGGAUAUUCAGGACAAAUAUCAGCAUGAUAUUAACCGCAUGUACGCCUCAUGAAAGUCAAUGUACUAAGCCACAGAGACGUAGCAGAUGCAGUAACGACAACAACUACAACAACAACCACAACAACAACAACAACAACAACACGGAUACAGAUACAGUAGCGGCAUUGAAGCUGUGUGCGUACCAAUGGCGUCACUAGCACGACUCCUAAACUCGAUCUGAAAGCCAAGCCAAAACACCACGUGCAUGUCACGGAGAGUUCUCACAUUUACCGAAUUGGUUUCCUCUGUGUCCUCUUUUAAAAAUUCCUCGUUUUUCGUCAUCCCAAUAAAUGAAAGUUCGUUGACGUCUUGUUGGUAAGACCACAGUUUGAGGCUGGGUUUUGGUUUUUGGAUAUCAUCACGGAACGACGAUGAAUGAUGCUGUUGAACAGAUUGACAAGGAUAAUGAUAAGGAUUAUAAUAAUAAUAACUGAAUGCCGAUCACAUGAGAAUGAAUACUUGUAUAAUGUACAGUUUUUUUUCGGUUUUUAGAACAUUUUCUUUUGUGGCAAAUGAAUAUUGCAUAAACAAUACUUAUUUUUAUAGUAUGCUUAAGUGGUUGCCUAUUAAUUAUGUACAUACGAUAUAUACACACAAACACAUCUAUAUGCAUGCAUAUACAUAUGUGUAUAUUAAAUCUAAUAUCUAGUGUACUUCUCUAUGCUAAGUUUAAUGUAUGAAAAGAUCCCUGAAGUAAUUGAAUGAAGAAAGCAACUUGAUAAUGAAUUAAAAGCAAACAAAAAAUGAAAAGAAAAUGGAAUUUCCCUGGAAAAUGCUAUUGUUUUUGGCGCAAAAGUAAGAGUUACAUCUAAAUACAAAUGAAACCAUCCAAAAAUUAUUUUUAAUAACACACACACAAAGGCAGAGUAAAGGUUACAAAAAAAUGGCAAUUGUAAAAUAUAUAUUUUAGCUCAAUUUAGUUAAAUCUCACGUCAAAUGAAUUUUUAACAACACCUAACGAGAAAAGUCAAAAUUAUAAAGCAACAAAUGAAAGACUUAGUACUAAAAAAACAAAGGCCAACAAAUGUGGCUAAAUAUAUACAAGCAAACAAAAAUAUUUGUUUUAUAGAUGUGCAAGAAUAAAUUUUGGAAUAAAUUGUAGUCAUAUUUUUAGUUAAACUAUUGUAUAUUUAGGAAACAUUUAGCAAUUUUUUGUGUGCGGGAAACGUUGCGUUUCUUUCAAAAUAAAUUUCAAAUUAUAACACAAACACAGAUUUUCAAUUUCUGUACAAAAUCAAGACGGGACACGAGUGUGUGACGGUGGUACCUUGAUUCUCCUUCAAAAAGUCGGAAAUUGACAAUAUCACUCUGUUGAAAAUAAAACGAAUAAAUCUAAUAAUAAAUGAGUUACAACAAAAAGCUAAUAAACAUGUAAAACAAUUAUUACAAAUAAGUAUCACUGCAUUACUAUAUUUUUGAUCGUAUGAAAUACUGGAUAAAUCAAUAAAUGAAAACUAUUUUCUAGUUUUA